Molecule: messenger RNA, 3315 nt
Organism: Cyclocybe aegerita
Lineage: Eukaryota; Fungi; Basidiomycota; Agaricomycetes; Agaricales; Hemipholiotaceae
Source: the annotation of a GenBank genome assembly
AUGUCUACGUCUUAUCACCCCAUUUCUCCCAUCUUGACCACAUCUGGCGGCUUUGCUCAAAAUAUCAGCGCGUUAUCCUUUGACCCAGUUUCGGAUAUCUUGUGGGCCGGUUCGGACUCUGGGACUGUCACGGCUUACAUUGGCACCAGAGGCGUACGAGGGCCAUCUUUUCCAGUGGGCGGCAAUUUGCCGACAAAGAAGAUUCUGGCUGGAGAUAAUUAUGUUCAUGCAGUCGGGAAUUCUAACGAAGGGUUGGGCUCGUGGACAAAAGGCGGUGUAAAUAAGUGGUUCUUUCGGCAUUCUUCCGACAUUGUGACAUUUUCCAAUACUCCACCGGCAUCUACCGUCAUGGCAGCCUCACUUCUAUCGUUGGGAAUGAUAUUUCUAAGUCCAAUGACUGGUACUAUCGUUCGUCAAGUACAAACUGCGUCCGUCCUCACACAACUAGAAUUAUCUCAUUCAAUUCUACUCUCUGGAUCCUCGGAUGGCUACCUGCGAGUCCACGACCCUCGGACAGGCAUGGGAAGAGGAGGAAGGGCUGAAAAUAUCGUUAAGGCUCAUGCCAGGUCGGUACAAGGUCUUCAGAGCACCGGGAACUUCGUAUUUACCAUCGGGAUGGGGGAAAGACAAUCGCGUCCAUUUCCUGAUCCACUCGUGAAAGUGUACGAUUUGCGGUCGAUGAGGUCACUUCCACCAGUACCGUUCCCCGCCGUCCCUAGCUUCAUACACAGUUUACCAAACCGGACUUCUAGUUUGAUGAUUGCUUCUAAUCAGGGGCUUAUCAAUAUUGUUGAUAUCUCCAAUCCUUCUGCCUCCAACGAAUUCUAUCAGCUGGACGUAACUUCGUGUAUUACGUCGACCUCAAUCUCACCAAACGCGACCUACAUGGCAUUUGGUGAUGCGGAAGGGACCAUUCAUCUCUUGUCGCAAGCGGAAACCGACGCGCCAUUCAAUGGGUUUGAUGGGCAGCCAAUUCCAUGGGCUGAUACGCCUGCUCCAUUGCCCGAUAUAGGGUGGACUGAGGCAACUCCAUUGAAUAUAGUGGGUAUGCCCUAUUUCGACACACAGUUGUUGUCUGCCUGGCCAACAAAGCUUAGUUCGAGAACCAUCCAUUACCCACCACCAGCACGCAUCCCUCCACAAGUAUUGGCCUCGAUGAAAUUCAAUGACGAUAUCGCAUAUGCCACUUUACCAAAAGAACUCAGGGGUCGCCGUAACAUAGUGGCUCCCACACCACGGAAGGGCGUCGCUCGUUUCAGGAGCGAGAAAGCAGGCGAGCCUGAACCUGAUAGUGCGACUCUUGAUCAUUCCGGAGAGGCUCCCCGGAUGUACCGUCGCGUCGAAAUUGAAUACUCGAAGUUCGGGGUGGAAGAUUUCGACUUCGGGUUUUAUAACAAGACAGAGUACAGCGGGCUGGAGACCCACAUUCUCAACUCGUACACGAACUCUAUGGUCCAGGUCAUGCACUACGUUCUACCCAUCCGCCACCUAGCCAAGUCUCACAUCACGAUCGAUUGCACUUUGGAGCAUUGCCUUUUUUGCGAAUUGGGCUUUAUUUCGAGGAUGCUUGAAGAUGCACGCGGAACCAAUUGUCAGGCAAGUAAUUUUUGCAAAACUGUUGGUGUCUUGGCACAAGGGAUUCACGCCAUUGAAAUCAUCGACUACGGUCGAGAGAGUGCAGAAACGGAUUAUGCUCAGAAGAUGCAGACAUUUCAUCGUUUCCUCAUCGAUCAUUUAACUACGGAACGGAGCUGGCCGUCAGACAGUCCUCUGAUACUGAAAAGCUUGCACUUGCCGCCGAAUGUUCCACCCCCUCCUCCCAUAACACAACUGCUAGGGAUCACCGGGAAAAGUGUCGUAACAUGUACAAACUGCAGAAGGGUGAGAGAGAAAACAACCCUAUCACAUGUUGUUGACAUGAUUUAUCCCUCAAAACCUACAGGAGCAGAAGCCACUUCACUUGACUUCGCGAGCAUAUUGAGAAGCUCGCUCUUCCGGGAAAUCACCCACAGAGCGAAUUGUCAAAUAUGCAAACAUUUCUCCACUCUCAUAUCUCGUCGGGCGAUUUCGUCCCAACAAUUACCUCCCAUUUUGGCUGUGAAUGCCUCCGUCUACAGCGACGAGAGCUUCAGCUUCUGGCAAGACUGGCGAACGUCUACGUUUCUCCAGCCUCGAAUUUCUCUUCGUGGUGAAUUAGAUGGUGCUGAUGAUCCAGAGGAAAUUGCCUAUGAUGUCAGGGCCCUCGUAAUCAAGAUUACCGGAAAGGAUCGAAAAUCUCAUCUGGUCGCCAUAAUCAAAGUUCCAGGGGCAGACCGCGACGAUGGAUCCAGCUCUUGGUUUCUAUUCAAUGACUUCGUUGUUACCAAUAUAUCCCAAGCAGAGGCUUUGGGUUUUCCGGAUAGGUGGAAGGUUCCGGCUGUCAUCUACCUAGAGCGACCUGACAUGCAUGGCAUGCUGGAUUUUAGUGGUCUGCUAUCUGAUCUAGAUCAAUCAAUUCUCAGUAGAGACACUUCCAUCUCAUCAAAUCGUGACACUGCCCUCAUCAAGCAUAGACUACUGAACCUUGAUGAAUUACCGAAACCUGGAUCCCUCGUUGCUAUCGAUGCAGAGUUUGUUUCCAUGCAGCAGGAAGAGACGGAAUUCCGUUCGGACGGGACAAAAAAGGUCUUAAGACCAGCGAGGCUCAGCCUGGCGCGUGUAUCCGUUUUGCGUGGCGCAGGCCCUCGCGCAGGGGUGCCUUUCAUCGACGACCACAUCCACACCAGCGAGAUUAUUGUUGAUUAUCUAACAGAGUUCUCUGGAAUUAAAUUUGGCGACUUGGAUCCCUCUCUAUCUCUGUAUACCUUGACCCCUCUGAAGCUGGUAUACAAGAAGCUACGCUGCCUGGUUGACAGUGGCUGUAUCUUCAUCGGGCAUGGCUUAUCCAAAGACUUUCGCAUCAUCAAUAUAUUUGUUCCACCCGACCAAGUCAUCGAUACGGUCGACCUAUAUUUCGUAAAAGCUCGUCAGCGUCGCUUGUCGCUUAGAUUCCUCUCUUGGUACAUCUUGGGGGAACAUAUCCAGACAGACACCCAUGAUUCAAUAGAGGACGCUCGCUCGGCGCUUCGACUUUACGAUGCGUAUAACGAAUUCGAAACCGAGGGCAUAUUUGACCAAAAGUUAGAAGAAAUAUACAAAGAAGGGCGACAAUAUGGCUUCAAACCUCCUACACUGCCUAGUGAAUCCACUGAUCCUCCAGAAGCACUUCCAGUGUCAACCUAUCCUUUCACUCAGGCGACCCGUCCGAAUCCUCCCAGGUUCCAAAACCGACAUUGA